GCGCUAGCUAUAACUUCCUUCGUCGUCUCCGAGAAACGAGGCCUUCCAUCCACCAUUCCCUCCCGUCUUCUCAUCUCCUCUCCUCUCUCCUUGUCCUAUUCUUCUCUCCUCAUUCCACCCAUCUUCCCUCGUUUUCCACCGCGGAAGCUCUCCAUCUUCGUGGGGCUCUCCGGCGCACCCUCUCGUGUGCCUCGGAGACCCUGAUCGAUCAUAUGCGCCACCCGGAUGCCCACGGUUGUAAUUCGUACCUGAAUAAACGUCGCAGCAGUUAGAUUUCUUGAUUUGGACGAGAUCGAAGUCAAGUCAAUGGAGAACGGCAUGAGGGUGGCGCUGCAGCGGCAGGUGUCGUCGGGGUCGCUGAAGCAUGGCCCGGCGGGGGAGCUCCGGCGGCAGUCGUCGAUGGAGUCCUCGCCCCGCACGGGCCGCGCUGCCAGCCGGUUCCUGUUCGGGCGGCAGUCGUCCAUGGACCCGAACCGGCGGCGCGGGCGCAGCCAGAGCCCCGUGAGCGCCGCGGCCGCGGACCAGCAGGAGCUCACCGUGCCGGACAACCUCGACGCCACCAUGCAGCUGCUCUUCCUCGCCUGCCACGGCGACGCGAGCGGCGUUGAGGCGCUGCUCCGCGGCGGCGUCGACGUCAACAGCAUCAACCUCGACGGCCGCACCGCGCUACACAUCGCUGCCUGCGAGGGCCAACGCGACGUCGUCGACGUCCUGCUCGACUGGCAGGCCAACAUCGACGCGCGCGACCGCUGGGGCAGCACGGCUGUGGCCGAUGCCAAGUGUUACGGCCACAUGGACAUCUACGAUAUUCUGAAAUCUCACGGUGCAAAGAUCCCGAGAAACAGGAGGACGCCGAUGAUGGCGUCGACCCCCGGGGAGAUACCAGAGUAUGAGCUGAACCCCGGGGAGCUCCAGUUCCGGAAAGGGGAUGAAGUGCUCAAGGGCACGUACCAAGUUGCGAAAUGGAAUGGCACCAAGGUUUCCGUUAAAAUAGUCGACAGAGAGAGCUACUGCGAUCAAGAAGCCGUAAACUCUUUCAGGCAUGAGCUGACGGUGUUCGAGAAGGUGCGGCACCCCAAUGUCGUUCAGUUCAUGGGAGCCGUCACACAGAACAUACCGAUGAUGAUUGUUUCCGAAUACCAUCCAAAUGGUGAUUUAGCAGCCUACAUUCAGAGGAAAGGAAGGCUGCAUGGUCAAAAGGUGCUCAGAUAUGCCCUUGAUAUUGCCAGGGGCAUGGCUUAUCUGCAUCAGUGCAAGCCAGACCCCAUCAUCCACUGCGACCUAAAGCCAAAAAAUAUCUUCCUGGAUAAUGGAGGCCUAAUGAAGGUCGGGGGAUUCGGCCUGACGAGGCUGUCCAAGAUGGCUCCUGACAAGGUGAAACUGAUGAAUCACGAGGCCCUUGUCGACACCUUCAGCUACUACACUGCUCCUGAGCUGUACAGAAACCAAGUAUUCGACAUGAGCGUCGACGCAUAUGCAUUCGGCUUCAUCCUUUACGAGAUGGUGGAAGGAUUACCCAAUAUGGAUUCGACCCACGUAACUCGGUACGAGGGAAUCCGGCCAUCCCUGAAGAACAGGCUCAAGGGAUAUCCUUCAGAUUUCAAAGCGCUCAUUGAGGAGUGUUGGGAGACACAUACGAUGGCGAGACCGACGUUCUCGGAGAUCAUCAUCCGGCUGGACAAGAUCUAUGAGCACUGCGCCAAGCAAGGGUCCUGGAAGGAGUCGCUGAAGAUCUGGUCCGUAUCCCGGCGACUUAACCGUUUCAGACUCAAAAUCAAAAGAAAAGAAAGAGUCCACAGCUACUGAGCUGUGAACACUUACUAAACGGAGAACAUGCCGCUUCUAGCUGAGGAGCGUCUGGUAUGGGUUCUGAUAGAGCUGGAGCCUGGAGGAUCGCCAUAUCCUUAUCCACGUGGCAUGUCGAGUACAUACUGUAAUUAUAUAAACAAUGUCUAAAUUGGAUGAGAGACAGACAACGUAUACGUUAUUUUUUGCUGCUGCAUUAUUGUGAAAUAGUGCCUGAACACAAUAAUGAUCAUCUAGGAUAUCCUGAUGAUAUGUUUAUGCUGUCACCGUCUUAAGAUAUAUGACUUCUUGAUCAAA
Messenger RNA from Lolium perenne, 2103 nucleotides. Its product is annotated as integrin-linked protein kinase 1. Gene Ontology annotation, molecular function: protein binding; ATP binding; protein serine/threonine kinase activity. NCBI's taxonomy places the organism in Eukaryota, Viridiplantae, Streptophyta, Magnoliopsida, Poales, Poaceae. Gene Ontology annotation, biological process: protein phosphorylation. The record is from RefSeq and is a predicted model, not a curated record.